This is a messenger RNA of Colletotrichum truncatum, 183 nucleotides long. NCBI's taxonomy places the organism in Eukaryota, Fungi, Ascomycota, Sordariomycetes, Glomerellales, Glomerellaceae. The record is from RefSeq and is a predicted model, not a curated record.
AUGAGAAUCCCACGUGACGGAGAAGGGUUUUCUGCCCUACAGAGCUCGACCACUAAAACUUCCCCUCCAAGCCUGCUCUUGGAGAAGAACAUCAUCACCAACACCUCUCAUCUCAAAGGACAAUUUCGUCGUUACGAUGAGAGCCAAGUGGAGAAAGAAGCGCGUUCGCCGUCUCAAGCGUAA